Molecule: messenger RNA, 1274 nt
Organism: Thalassophryne amazonica
Lineage: Eukaryota; Metazoa; Chordata; Actinopteri; Batrachoidiformes; Batrachoididae
Gene: armc7
Product: armadillo repeat containing 7
Exons: 3
Coding region: 121-699 (192 amino acids)
Source: RefSeq, a predicted model, not a curated record
UUAAUGUACGGAGAACACAUUUCAUAGACGGACCAAAGCGCGACGACGUUGUAGUUAUUUUUUAUGUUCUUUUCAAGAAAUGGUGACUUAAAUGUAUGGAGGUUAUACUAAUUUUAAAAAAUGUCGAGAAAAAACCCGUCCGAGGGCUCUGACCGCUUUGAAUAUUUACAAACUCUGGUCACUGAAUUUCAGGACACUGACAGUGAUGAGGCUAAAGAACAGGUUCUGGCUAACCUGGCCAAUUUUGCCUAUGACCCAAAGAACAUGGAGUUUCUGAGGGAACUACAAGUUUUUGACCUUUUUCUGGACAUGCUUACUGAGGACAAUGACAACUUUGUGGAAUUUGGAAUGGGAGGGCUGUGUAACCUCAGUGUGGACCCGGAAUGCAGACACCUCAUCCUGCAGAGCAAAGGGAUCGCCUUAGUUAUAAACUGUUUGUCCAGCCACAGGGAAGAAACCGUCCUGUCAGCCAUCACUACCCUCAUGAACCUCAUGACACCCUCUUCAUUCUCUGAACUCACUGAUCCGGCCAUACUGCAGUGCAUGCUGCGAUUUUCCCUCUCAGAAAGUCCUCGCCUGCGCAACCUGGCUAAGGUGUUUUUGCAGGACUGCUGCACUGAGGAACAGGUGGCCACGGCAGAGCAGCAGAUGCAGGGGCAACAUCAGACAGCACUGGGGAUCCCACUGCCCAAGGACUAACAGGUUUCAACACAACUAAAGAGUAUUUUUGUUUUGUGGAACAUUUUCUUGUAGUCUAAGGUGAUAGUUUGGGAAUGUGGCUGCAAAAUAUGCAGGUUUCACAAAAUAUGAAAACAAAAAUAUAAAAGGAUUACCUUUUCACCAAACAACAAAUCGACAUACCAGUGAGACAGAGCCAUCUUGCAGGUACUGGUGGUUCUAUUUUUUCUGUCAGAUCUUGCGCUAAAGUGUUGUGCUUUUUCUUACCACAUGAGGGAGGCUUUUAAAAUACUGCUGCCUUCAGAUAUUGACAAUAUGAAGAAUUCCCAGUCCAGUUGCUUAUUUAUGUAGCAAAAUGACAACAAAUGCUUUACCUUGUAACUCACCAAAUUAAAAGGGCAUGAGAGUAAACAUUAAAAUCUCACAAGGUCCAAAAAGCAACAGUGUUUUUCUUGUGUACUAUUCCACCUGCUGGAUGAAUGGUGGAUUAGGAACAGGUGUGUUGUCAAUGAGAGACAAUCAGAGAUGUAAACCGUCAAUUUCUGAUUGUUUCACAGUCCUCCUGAUUUAAAAAAAAACAAACAAGUCUAACUCCA